CCUUUAUUUACUGGGCACUAGGCUUGUUUGACAAGAACCAUAUCCCAGCAACCCGUUCUUGUAAAUGCAAAAUGACUCCAUUGAAAAAAGAAAGCAGCAAGUAGCAUUUGAUAACUUUGGGUGGGGUUGGGGGAGAGGACUAGCCCCCCUCCUUUGCCCUUUUUGAGAUGGGUUUACAAAAGUGUGGAGGCUGUUUGAGUUGUCUGUUAAUCCCCCUAGCAGUUUGGAGCAUUGUUAUAAACAUCCUGCUAUAUUUUCCUGAUGGGAAAUCUUUGUAUGCCUCCAACAACGAUCUCACCAACUAUGUGUGGUAUUUUGAAGGGAUCUGUUUCUCUGGGAUUAUGAUGCUUAUGUUGGCAGCACUUUUAAUAAUCCUGGAUCAAGACACCUUCCAUAGAUGCUGCCAAAAUGAGAGCUGCACCAAAACAUACAGGCGUUUCAUUUCAGUUGUGCUUGCCCUGCUAGGGAUUGCAUUCUCUGGAUACAGUCUGAUCAUAUCUACUUUGGGCUUAGUGCAGGGCCCAUACUGCAGAACCUUAACUGGAUGGCAAUAUCCCUUCAAAGAUACUGCAGGCAGUUACCUCAUGGAGCACACUUCCUGGUCUCAGUGCUCUGAACCCGCUUAUGUAGUGGAGUGGAACAUCAUUUUGUUUUCUAUCCUGAUAGCCCUUAGCGGCCUUCAAAUAUUGAUAUGCUUUCUGAAAGUGAUUGCGGAAUUAAAGCGGAUACUGUGCGGAACCUAUCCUGUUUUUGUACAGCCUGCACUGAUCUGAAAGGGAAAGACAGAUGCCAACACACCAUCGUACAUCUUGUUGUGGUUGAUAUUGGUGUGUUAUUAAAAUGUUUUGUUUUGGUGCAGUGCUUUUUACACAUUCACCCAUAUUUCUGUGUUAUAAAGGAAUUAGCUCUCAUGUUUUUCUUACAUGUGGUUUACAAUGCUCCACUCAUAUCGAAGCAAGUGCAGUUUUUGGCAUGACUGCAUUUUCUUGUUACCUAUUUUUACCUCUUCCUCUCCCUUGCGUUUCUUCUCUAUUUAAAUUGUUAGAGCAGUACGACAAUGGAACCAGUUACCUAGGGAGGUUGUGGGCUGCCCCACACUAGAGGCAUUCAAGAGGCAGCUGGACAACCAUCUGUCAGGGAUGCUUUAAGGUGGAUUCUUGCAUUGAGCAGGGGGUUGGACUCGAUGGCCUUGUAGGCCCCUUUCAACUCUACUAUU
Elgaria multicarinata webbii is the source of this 1216-nucleotide messenger RNA. RefSeq names its product transmembrane 4 L six family member 18 (gene TM4SF18). NCBI's taxonomy places the organism in Eukaryota, Metazoa, Chordata, Lepidosauria, Squamata, Anguidae. The record is from RefSeq and is a predicted model, not a curated record. Bases 168 to 773 code for a protein of 201 amino acids. The transcript is spliced from 5 exons. Gene Ontology annotation, cellular component: membrane.